Messenger RNA from Neocloeon triangulifer, 974 nucleotides. Its product is annotated as integral membrane protein 2B. Gene Ontology annotation, molecular function: amyloid-beta binding. The record is from RefSeq and is a predicted model, not a curated record. The transcript is spliced from 5 exons. Lineage: Eukaryota; Metazoa; Arthropoda; Insecta; Ephemeroptera; Baetidae. Gene Ontology annotation, biological process: negative regulation of amyloid precursor protein biosynthetic process. The coding region runs from base 125 to 916 and encodes 263 amino acids. Gene Ontology annotation, cellular component: extracellular exosome; Golgi apparatus; plasma membrane.
CUCUGCGUGUUUUCAUUAAGGCGAAUACAUAGGCGUAGUUAUUGAUUAGAAGUUGCUAGUUCCGCCAUCAAAUUUGCGAGCAUUCCUCGAUUUGCGUUGUGUUUGUACCGCAGAAGGUCGCAAAAUGACCAUAAUUACCAAGCCGUUCAGUGAGAAGAAGAAGCUCGAGCAACCGCUCGUGAUCAACGAGCACGAUCAGGAUGUCGAGUCGGUUGUGGUGCCUGGAAACUACCAUAAGCGGAACUCGUGGGUUUUGCUCUUGGCUGCCCUGAUGUUCCUCAGCUUUGGCAUCAUUGGCUGCACCUUCAUCUACCGCUCUGUGAACCGCGACACGUCCUUCAGGGCCUGGUGCCAUGUGCCCUACGGUCUCUCAACUGAAAAUGCUGUCGCCAGUCGCAACACUUUUGACGAGGAAUUUGAAAUCGAUGAGGCCAGGAACACGGCCAGCAUCAGGGUGCCAGACUUCUCAGGGGGCAGAGAUGCCAGAUUCAUCCAUGAUUUCAAUGCUAACAUGACCGGAAUCAUCGACACAACUCGAAACCGGUGCUUUGUGAUGCCCCUGGACAGAAAGGUGAUUGUCCCACCGACUGACAUGAUUGACCUGAUCAACAAAAUGUUCAAAGGAUACUACGACAUAGAUAUUGGUCGUAUCAGACAGCGCAUGCAAGUUGUCACCCCUGCUGUGACUAAUUUCAAGCCACUCGGAGAAUACAUUACCAGGGAAUGUUACGGAAGGUCUACCUACAUGCUGGCCAAAUACCACAACCUUCUAUAUAAACGCAGUGCUGAUGCCAGCAGUGACUUGUACACCGAGUUUGCUGGGCCAAAUCUUCAACAGAUUGAUAUUGUGAACAUGGCCGCAGUAGAAGAGUAUGAGAAGCAACAGCAGGCUGCUGUGGCUGAAUUGCAAGUCUAGGCAAUUUUUCCCUCACUUAAAGAUACUAAUAAAUGACUGUCUUCAGUUUGAAAAAAAA